Molecule: messenger RNA, 2983 nt
Organism: Chelonus insularis
Lineage: Eukaryota; Metazoa; Arthropoda; Insecta; Hymenoptera; Braconidae
Gene: Rpn1
Product: regulatory particle non-ATPase 1
Exons: 4
Coding region: 153-2906 (917 amino acids)
Biological process (GO): regulation of protein catabolic process; proteasome-mediated ubiquitin-dependent protein catabolic process
Cellular component (GO): nucleus; proteasome regulatory particle, base subcomplex; proteasome storage granule
Molecular function (GO): enzyme regulator activity
Source: RefSeq, a predicted model, not a curated record
GAAGAGAUCACCACACACACGGUGACUCGCAUAUCGCAUAAAAAAGAAUUAUAACCUUACUUUUCAUUUACAAUUCUUAUAAUUGUUUGACGGGAAGUUUUCGCAAACAAAGAAUUAAUUUAAUAUUGAUUGCUUAAAACAUUACUCUAAAAAUGCCGGAAAGCACGAAAGCUGAAAGCAGUGCGCCUAAAGAGGUUAAAAAUAAUAAAGAGGAAGAGAAAAAUGAUCUUUCUGAAGAAGAUAAGCAACUUCAAGAAGAAUUAGAGCUUCUAGUUGAACGUCUUCAAGAUUCUGAUCGUCGUCUUCAUUUUCCAGCACUCGAACAACUUCGAGCACAUAUUCGUGCUUCAACUACAUCAAUGACAAGCGUUCCUAAACCUCUAAAGUUCAUGCGUCCACAUUAUGAAACAAUGAAAGCUAUUUAUCAAAAACUUGAUGAUACUGAAUCAAGAGAAUUAUGCUCUGAUAUUAUUUCAGUCUUAGCAAUGACCAUGGGAGAAGGUAGAGAAUGUCUUAAAUUCCGAUUAAGCGGUUCUUCUUUACCUCUUAGUGAAUGGGGUCAUGAAUACGUGAGACAUUUAUCUGGAGAGUUAGCUGCAGAAUGGGACGAAGUUAGUACUGGAGAAGAUGCAGCAUCAAAUACUGAGAAAUUAAUAGAAUUAGUUCAUGAAAUAAUUCCUUAUAAUAUGGCUCAUAAUGCUGAAACUGAAGCCUGUGAUUUAUUAAUGGAAAUCGAGAGACUUGAUUUAUUGCAACGGUUUGUUGAUGAGAGUGCUUAUCAAAGAGUCUGCUUAUAUCUCACAUCUUGUGUCCCUUAUGUUGCUGAUCCAGAGAAUAGUACACUUUUGAAAGCUGCUUGGAAAUUGUAUAGAAAGUUUCGACAAUAUCCUCAAGCUUUACGGCUUGCUAUGCAACUUAAUGAUUUGAAUCUUGUUGGAUACAUUUUCUUAAGCUGCACAGAUUUGUCAAUUCAAAAACAAUUAGCAUAUAUGCUAGGUCGUCAACAAAUUUUCUUAGAACUUCCCGAAUCUAUAAUGGAGUAUGAUGAUUUAAUUGAAAUUAUGUCGAAUUCCCAUUUAAAUAAUCAUUUCUUAAACUUGGCUCGAGAAUUAGAUAUAAUGGAGCCAAAAACUCCAGAAGACGUUUACAAACUGCAUUUAGAAAAUUCUCGACCUCCUUUUGGUGGUGGUCAAGUAGAUUCAGCACGUCAAAAUCUUGCUGCAAGUUUUGUAAAUGGAUUUGUUAAUGCAGCAUUUGGCCAGGAUAAGCUUUUAAUUGAUGAUGGAAAUAAAUGGUUAUUUAAAAAUAAAGAGCAUGGCAUGUUAAGUGCAACCGCAUCUUUAGGUCUUGUGCUAUUAUGGGAUGUUGAUGGAGGAUUAACUCCGAUAGAUAAGUAUCUUUAUUCCUCUGAAGAUUACAUCAAAUCUGGAGCAUUAUUAGCUUGUGGAAUUGUUAACUGUGGAGUAAGAAAUGAAUGUGAUCCAGCAUUAGCUCUUUUAUCAGACUACGUACUUCACAGCAGUAACACAUUGAGAAUCGGAGCAAUUGUUGGUUUAGGAUUGGCAUACGCAGGUUCUAAUCGUGAAGCAGUACUCAGUCUUUUAACUCCAGUUCUUACAGACCCUAAAUCCAAUUGGGAAGUUGUUGGAACAGCUGGUUUAGCUUUGGGAAUGGUUGCAGUUGGUUCUUGUAAUAUUUAUGUAACAACAGCAAUUAUGCAUUGUCUCAUGGAAAAAACAGAAGCAGAUUUAAAAGAUACUUAUGCAAGAUUUUUACCUUUGGGUCUUGCUCUGUGCUUUUUGGGCAAACAAGAAGCAGCUGAAGCCAUCAUAGCAGCAUUAGAAAUUAUUCCUGAACCUUUUAAAUCAAUGUCAACCACUUUAGUAGAAGUAUGUGCUUAUGCAGGAACUGGUAAUGUCUUGAAGAUUCAGCAUUUACUUCAUAUUUGCUCUGAACAUUAUGAACCAUCGAAUGAAAAAGAUGACAAGUCUGAUCGAAAUCACAAAGAGAAGGAUAAAAAAGAUAAAGAGGAUAAAGAAAAGAAAGAUGAUAAAGAGAAAGACAAAGAUUCAAAAGAAAAGGAUAAGGAAAAGGACAAGACAAAAGAGAAAGAUUUAAGUUCUAGACAAGCAAUAGCUGUUUUGGGAAUUGCUUUAAUUGCAAUGGGUGAAGAAAUUGGGUCAGAAAUGGCCUAUAGAACUUUUGGGCAUUUAUUACGCUAUUGUGAACCCGUUAUUCGGAGAUCAGUACCUUUGGCUUUGGGUCUCAUAUCCGUCUCCAAUCCAAAACUCAAUAUCAUUGAUACUUUGUCCAAGUUCUCUCACGAUAGUGACCCAGAAGUGGCUCAUAAUGCUAUCUUUGCUAUGGGUCUAGUCGGUGCAGGAACUAAUAACGCUCGUCUAGCUGCUAUGCUUCGGCAGCUUGCUCAGUAUCAUGCUAAAGAUCCUAACAAUCUCUUCAUGGUUCGAAUUGCACAGGGUCUUACUCAUCUUGGAAAAGGAACUCUUACAUUAUGUCCUUAUCACAGUGACAGACAAUUGUUAAGUCCUGUAGCUUUGGCUGGACUUUUAGCAACUAUUAUCGGAUUUCUUGAUGUCAAAAACAUUAUUCUUGGAAGAUCCCACUAUCUUUUAUACACUUUGGCAGCAGCCAUGCAACCUAGAAUGCUCGUUACUUUUGAUGAAGAAUUGAACCCGCUUCCAGUACCAGUUAGAGUUGGAAUUGCAGUGGAUGUUGUUGGUCAAGCUGGAAAGCCUAAAACAAUUACUGGCUUCCAAACACAUACAACUCCAGUAUUGUUAGCUUAUGGAGAAAGAGCUGAACUUGCAACUGAAGAAUAUAUUCCCUUAACUCCAAUUAUGGAAGGCUUUGUUAUCUUAAGAAAAAAUCCAGAAUUUGUUCCUUAGUUACUUCAAACUAAGGAUUAAUAAUAUUAAAAUAAUAAUGAUAACUUAAGAUAUAUUAAAAAAAAAUUCAUGGAAAA